This is a messenger RNA of Neurospora tetraspora, 1429 nucleotides long. RefSeq lists its product as uncharacterized. The record is from RefSeq and is a predicted model, not a curated record. The transcript has a single exon. Lineage: Eukaryota; Fungi; Ascomycota; Sordariomycetes; Sordariales; Sordariaceae. Bases 260 to 1174 code for a protein of 304 amino acids.
CUUACUCUGGCUUAUACCAUCACUUACACCUUACCUCGUAGGACGUUCAAAUCCUCACCUCCCUAUCACGGCACCUCAUCCUUACUCUUCUGGCCAUCUACAUUGAUACCCUCCGGCCAAUUCCUUCUUCUAGACGCUGUCGUCUACUACACUCAGAUCCAUAUCACCACGCGUCUGAUCUGACUAGUGUCGGAUCACCUGCGACUUUACACGCCCUCGCCUUACACAUUUACCGAGUGCUGAACAGGUACCACCCAUCAUGCCGUCUUUCGACCGCUACUAUGCCUCGUCGCCCGUCGUCACCAUGCCAGCACAGGUCGCCCACAACUUCUCGUUUGGCAAGUCCUACCUGGACCAACAAGCCUCGCUCAGCCAGCACGUCUCAUGGCCGCAACUCCUCCGCAACUGCUCCGCGGCCGGCCGCAAACGCUCGCGCGAUGAAGCCGCCGUCAACCUCGAUCCUCCUGAGAAGAUUGUUGAGCCCGUCAUUAAGGAGUCGGAAGACGAAUGGGUCACCGGCCCCGGAAUGACCCUCAUCAGAAAGAAAAGCGGAUAUGUCGCAGAUGCCAGCAGCCAAUCCGGCACCUGGGUCGACGAGAAGGCUGCCCUCGAAGCGGCGCGCAAGUCCGAAGAGGCUCUCAGCUUGCAGCAGCAAAUGUCCCAAGAAAGACCAUCCCUGCGCAGCCACAAAUCGCAACGGCUCGAUGUUCGCUCCUCCAACAGCAAUCCCACCAGUCGCGGCGGCAGCCCAUCGCGCGACACAAGCAACCCAAUGACCGCCUCAUCGGAUUCGUUGGCCGGCCCAAUUGUUGACGACUUCACCGUCCAUCUCGGCAUCGGGUGGGCCCGAAUCGGCGAAAAUAUCCAAGUCGCAGCUCGUGGUUGGGCGCGCUACAUCGAAAACCACUACCCCGUCACCAAUGCCAAGAUCCUAUUGGAAAGCCGUGGCCUGCAGGCGUAUCUGGUUGAGGCUACCGAAGGGUACUUCCUAUUCGCCGAGAACCUUCGUCAAGGGCGACUUGUCAGCAAGACUGCCGAUGGCAUGCUUCAAAAUCUCAAGGGAACACCGCCUGUUUUCGAUGGCCCUGUCACAAUGGAUGCCUCCCAAACGACCAGGCCCACCAACGCUGGCCCAUCUAUCUUUGAUGUUGCCAGCGAGAUGGACAUGAGCUAGAGCGUCACAUGAUUGCGUUCUUCUUUCUUCAAUAUUGGAUUUGGGGUGUUUUUCUGUGGUUGGUUGGCGUUACUGGGGACUGGGCGACAUGGGUUUCGGGCGUUGAUUGGCGAACGACAAAAGAGGUCACGACCGGCAUGGCCAAUGCGUGGCUCAACGACUUGCCAGCGAUUCGAUUUUUCUGCGAUUCUUUUGAUCAAUAUCUUUCAUCAGAACUGACUUUCAGUGAUUUUUAUCUUUUACGCAAACGGUUUG